AUGUCUGCGAGCUUCAAGGACAAUCUCCUGGAUCUGCUUGAAGGAAAAAUAGAUUUCGAAGGACAGAGACAGGUUGAGAACAUCGCCAAGUUUGCCUUGAUUGCAGCGGCGGUUUUCUCAUUCAUAGUUGGAGUACUGUUUCAGUCUCUCAGUGUCACCUUUGGCAUCUUCGGUGUCGCUGCCUUCGUUCUGUUGCUGGUUGUCUUGCCGCCAUGGCCCAUGUAUAACCGUCAUCCGGUGACAUGGCUUCCCGCAAAGGAGUCACAACCUCCAUCAUGA
Messenger RNA from Rhodofomes roseus, 279 nucleotides. RefSeq names its product microsomal signal peptidase. The transcript has 4 exons. Gene Ontology annotation, biological process: protein targeting to ER. Gene Ontology annotation, cellular component: signal peptidase complex; endoplasmic reticulum membrane. Lineage: Eukaryota; Fungi; Basidiomycota; Agaricomycetes; Polyporales; Fomitopsidaceae. The record is from RefSeq and is a predicted model, not a curated record. Bases 1 to 279 code for a protein of 92 amino acids.